AUGGGCGCACUCAGUCAGGGCACGACCAAGGCGAAGAAUGUACCCAUUAACAAGACACCUAAGCAACUUGCUGCCGCCAAGAGUCUCUAUGAGCAGCAAAUGCAAAGCUUGAGCUAUACUCAGCGGGAGGAGAUUCUGGGACAUGGGUUGGAAGCGGAGGAUGUGGACAUGGGAGACGCUGGGGAUGACUGGGAAGAUACGGAUGACCAUACCCUCUACCACACACUUUCCCUGGGCGAGGAGGGAUCGUUGCAUAGUCAUGCAGGCGCAGAGGCAAUCUGGAAUACCAUUGCGGAUGGCAUGCGGCCAGGGCUCGUACCAGAUGCCCCUGCGCUCAUCCGCACCACCCCUCUUCCCAGUCGGGCAUUGGUCCUUGCCUCCGAUGUCUCCACUGGCUGGCCCGGCACUGGCCUGGCCACUAGGCUCCUCCAGUGUGGCCUUCCACUGUUGGUGUCUCAGGAGCUGGCCAUCACUGGCCCCUCUGAGCCACUCACUAUCUUAUCUGGGAGUUGCCCUUACACAUCGGAGUCUUGGGAUAAAGAGGACUUGGAAACGCUUGAAGGAUGGCCUAUUCGGGUGCUUGGCUUCAAUGAGUUGCGAAUGGGGUAUUUUACGCAUUCUGCUGGAGCCCUGUCCCCCAAUGAAGCUCUAUUGGAGCGGGGAUACAUUGGGGCUGCUCCUGAGCAGCCGACCAUUGCAUUUGCUAUUCAUACAUUCACGAUCUAUCGUCAAAUACAUCAAGUCACCCCACGUUUUGCAAUUGAUUCUCUUGCUUGUGUUCUGAACCAUCUCUAUGAGGUCCCACGACGACGCUAUCUCCAAGAACAGCUCACUUCGGCCUAUGACGCGUACUUGGAGAUUAUGCAAAGAACAGAUGUGUGUGCUGCCAAGGCAUUGGGCAGGGACAAGGAUUGGGAAGUCAAAAAUGUCUGCCCACCCUGUUUCUAUGUCUUGAACAGCGAGCCAAAGUUGAAAUACUCCUCAUUUAUGAGCAUUGACGGCAAUAACUCCUUGAAGCUCAUCGACAGUACCUUUCGUGCAGGGAACCCGUGUUUUGAUGCUCGGACAUCGAGCUCUUGGAGAUGGCUUACAGUAGCACAGGUAGAUGUAUUCAAAGAUGAGGUCAAAAAUUCUCAGGCCCGAAAAUGGAAGCCAGGCACAAAUCCAGAUUCGACUGCACCACCUGCCACAAAUGACAGCUCUCUGAAUGUUGACAUGCCAAGCGACGUUCCUGAUGAAGAUAUUGCAUGGCUCAAUGUGAAUGAGCUUGAUGAGACGGACAUUCACGAGCUGGAGCAGAGCAUCAGCGUGUGUGUCGAGCGGUGGAAAGCAGCUGGGCCAGAGGCUCAGAAGAAGAUGUUUGCGCUCUUCGCUGUCUCAGGCAUCUUCUUGGCUGUAUGUCGACACGGUCAUGUACUUGUCAUGAUGAAGUAUUCACUGGCUUUAGUCCGACAUCUGAUGGACACCUACGGCACGGACAUUGGUCUAGGAUACGACAUCAUGUGUGCAUUCUUCAAGACCCUCCUUCGCAGCUCGCUGGGUGCCCAGGUUGUUGCUAUGCGACUUCGCAGCAUUGUUCCUGCCUUCCACGGUCACGCACAUAAUCGGGAGUGCCAACUCGGAUGGCACCCCAUGUACAUUGAUGGUGUUGGCUUGGAGGACUUUGAGGAAUUUGCACUCGACUUGCUACACCAUUCCAUUGCUAACAGCAAAUCGACAAGCAUUUCUACUUUCAUGAUCUCGACAAGCACGCAGCUUCAGGCCAUUGAGAAGAUUGCAGAGAACACUAUCCGACUAAACGUCCUCGAGGCUGAAUUACAUACAACUGCAGCCGACUAUGACGCAGACCUCAAGGCAGAGCUAGAGCACUUGAGAGUGCUCAAGCAGGAGCCGCCCGGUGUUGUACAGGCCAUUGACUACCUUGAACUCUUAGGCAAGUUACAGGUUGCUGUGGACGCUUCGGCCGCUGCGGCUGCAGACUUCAAGAACCUUGACCUCUUGAUCAUCCGGGACAGCAUCAAAGGUCCGAAGAUUUCAGCCAUUUGCACACGGUACAGGACGACUCAUACACAGCAUCUCCUGGUGGAGGAAGAAGUCGCUCGCUUUGAGGAGGAGCACGGCAUUGUUACGCAAUGGGAGCAGUCCAGUCAUGAGUACCGCAAGGCACUUGUCACCCUCGCUGAGCAGCGCUACCGGCGUGCUCUUGACAAACUGGAGCGACUGGUGGUGCAGCGACUCAUGGAGCUUACAAAGCUCUCAAUGAGUGGAGUUGGUUAUAAACUCCGUGAGAAGAUCGGCAAGGCACUGCGUACCCGUGCCAAGGCCAUUCAACGUGCUCUGACCGAGUACAAUACAGCUGCUUCAAUGCUUAAUCCCCCCCGGGAAACGCUUGAAUGGGCUGAAGUGGUACAAGCAACAUCAUUGGCCGAGUUUGACUUACUCUGCAACACGCGCGUGGAUAUCCGCAAGCUCCCAUGGACGCAACCUGCACGACGUGAAGCUGCAGGCUUAUAUUUCGGGAUCAAACGUGCUCAAGAAGAGAUGGAACGGCUGAAUGUGGAGAUUCGUCGACUUGUUUCAUUCAUGCUUGAUGAACAUGCUGACUUCUACCGUGCCAUUGCGUCCAAUAUGAUAAUGGAUCCAGUAUUGGCUUGGGAGCUUUCAUGCCGGUGGAUGCAGAAGUCACGUAUUAAUGAGGCUGUAAUGGAACGGCUUGUCAAGACCAGCCGCUUACCUGGUUUCUCGGGAUCUCUUCUGCCUGGAGAGCGAGUGGGUCGAGAUGCAACUAUCACAACAGCCUGCCCACUACCCGACUGGGCAAAGAUGGUUUUAGGGCUUGAAGUUGUCGAAUUGGAGCUUGAGGAGGACAACAAUGCUGCAGAGGUGCCUCGUGAAUUGCAGGGGCUUGAUGAGGACCUUGUAGUGGAUCUUAUGGAUUGUCUACAAGUCACUGUACUCAACGAGCAGGUGUAG
Molecule: messenger RNA, 2973 nt
Organism: Mycena citricolor
Lineage: Eukaryota; Fungi; Basidiomycota; Agaricomycetes; Agaricales; Mycenaceae
Source: the annotation of a GenBank genome assembly